ACCAGCUGUUGCUUGCCCCUCAUGGACAUAUGGAUGGAUAUUCAUAUUUUCUUCUUCAAGCGCCCCUUUAACUGGGUUGUCUGUUUUCUACAAGACUUCCCCAUUUCCAAAGAGACUUGGUGGCUUACACACGGCUUCAGCUAUGGGGAAUUGCUGCAGAAGACCUGCCAAAUGUGCCCAUGCUUCUUCUACUCACUUUUCUGCCCAGUCUGAUCGUACAAAGCCCCCCAGUAAGGCAUAUAAGGAUUCAACUUCUUCCAGCCAGCAUACACCUUUUGGAACCUUGAACAAAAUUUUGGUAUCAUCCAAAAGUGAUAUAUCUGCCUCCAAUAGUGUCAAGGACUUUAGCUUCAAUGAUCUCAAGAAUGCCUCCAAGAACUUCCGCUCAGAGAGCCUUCUUGGUGAGGGAGGAUUUGGGUGUGUUUUCAAAGGCUGGCUUGAUGAGAACACUUUAGCUCCCACCAAACCUGGGACGGGGAUGGUAGUGGCCAUCAAGAAACUCAAGACAGAAAGCUUUCAAGGCCACAAGGAAUGGCUUGCGGAAGUAAACUACUUAGGUCAGCUUCACCAUGAAAAUCUCGUGAAACUCAUCGGGUAUUGCUCAGAGUCUGAGAAUAGACUUCUGGUAUACGAGUUUAUGUCAAAGGGAAGUUUGGAAAAUCAUUUAUUCAAAAAAGGUGUUCAACCAAUAACUUGGGCUACACGGAUGAGUAUCGCUAUUGAUGUUGCGCAAGGAAUAUCCUUCUUACAUAGUUUAGAUGCCAACGUAAUCUACCGUGAUUUAAAAGCUUCAAACAUUCUGCUUGAUUCGGAUUUUAAAGCAAAGCUUUCAGAUUUUGGCUUAGCAAGGGAUGGUCCUACUGGAGAUAACACUCAUGUUUCAACCAGAGUCGUGGGAACUCGGGGUUAUGCAGCCCCUGAAUAUGUUGCAACAGGUCAUUUAACCCCAAAGAGUGAUGUAUAUAGCUUUGGGGUAGUCUUGUUAGAGCUGCUAUCAGGUAGAAGAGCAAUGGAUGAUGAGAAGGCUGGGGGUGUUGAAGAAACUCUAGUAGACUGGGCAAAACCUUUUCUUAGUGACAACAGGCGAGUUCUGAGAAUCAUGGAUACUCGGUUGGGUGGUCAGUACUCGAAGAAAGGAGCUCAAGCUGCAGCAUCACUUGCAUUGCAGUGCCUCCACACAGACCCCAAAAACCGGCCACUUAUGACAGAUGUUCUAGCCGCACUGGAGCGACUUCCCACAUCAAGGGACAUUCCUAGGACCCCGUCGCCUAGGGUAGAAUAUCACAGUAUGAAGCAUUCAUCAAAUCCCGGUCACACUCACAAGGCAACAGCCGGAGCCACAAACUUGGUAUGAUGGGUGUAUUUUGGUUUCCUCAUUGGUAGAUGCAUUCAAAUAGUUGUAAUUGGUACAUAGACAUAGAAAAAUGUACAAGAGAUACUGCACAUAUUUGGAAUGAGUGUAAGGUUGUUGUCACCUUUGUAGCAGUUUUGUUCUUUGUGAAAAUUUUGUUGUACUGAGAAUCCAGACAGGAUUUUCUUAGUAAAAUAUGAACUCAGAUUCUUACAUCAUUUUAUUUUUU
This is a messenger RNA of Vitis riparia (riverbank grape), 1580 nucleotides long. Its product is annotated as probable serine/threonine-protein kinase PBL18. Gene Ontology annotation, molecular function: ATP binding; protein kinase activity. Bases 143 to 1354 code for a protein of 403 amino acids. NCBI's taxonomy places the organism in Eukaryota, Viridiplantae, Streptophyta, Magnoliopsida, Vitales, Vitaceae. Gene Ontology annotation, biological process: protein phosphorylation. The transcript is spliced from 6 exons. The record is from RefSeq and is a predicted model, not a curated record.